Seriola dumerili (greater amberjack) is the source of this 1707-nucleotide messenger RNA. It is a transcript of the gene nhlrc3, whose product is annotated as NHL repeat containing 3. The coding region runs from base 254 to 1318 and encodes 354 amino acids. Gene Ontology annotation, biological process: negative regulation of translation; protein polyubiquitination; proteasome-mediated ubiquitin-dependent protein catabolic process. The record is from RefSeq and is a predicted model, not a curated record. Gene Ontology annotation, molecular function: protein binding; translation repressor activity; ubiquitin protein ligase activity. NCBI's taxonomy places the organism in Eukaryota, Metazoa, Chordata, Actinopteri, Carangiformes, Carangidae. The transcript is spliced from 3 exons.
GGCUCAAGAGGAAGUGAAUUCAACAAAUUGUGUGGUUGGUGGGUUUCAAAUCAUACACACAUAUAGAUAAAUGACUGGAUUUUAACUUUAUAGCAUCUCAACACGUGUCAUUAGCCGUUUGCUUGUUUCAGAGCAGACUCUGUAGCUGACGUUAGAUGACCUCUCCAGCGGUGAUACACACAUUUAGAGAGAUUUAGCUAACGUCACGGAACCAGGAUAUUAAACGCAGCACAAGCCAGUAGCGGAAACACUGAUGUUGAUUAAAAAGAGAGGCCAUAGGUGUGUGAUAGCUUCCAGCAUGGCCUCAUUAGUCUUGCUCAUGAUGGUGCUGUACGGAACCAUUGGCACCCAGCAGCAGCAAGGCAGCUUCAGCCUCACACAUGACUACCAGCUGCUGGGAAGACCCCUGUACAAACUGGACCUGAGCUGGCCGAGGAACCCAGAGCUCUUCAUCGGGGAGGUGUUUGGAGUGGCUCUCGACCAGUUCGCUGGUGUGGUGUAUGUGGCACAGAGAGGAGACAAUGUGCCCAAGGUGCUGUUGUUCACCACAGAUGGAGAUUUCCUCAUGCCGUGGAACACAACCACACUGGAGAUGCCUCAUGGGAUAUUUUUAGCAGAUGCAGCCUCAUCAAACCCUACUGUGUGGAUCACUGACGUGGGGAAUGGCCCGUACGGCCACUGCAUCAAACAGUACUCGCCAUCUGGGAAGCUCCUUCAGGUGCUUGGUACACCAGGGAAGGCAGGCUCUGGGUUGAACCCUUUGCAGUUCGACCAACCAGCUGAGAUCUUCGUCCACAGCUCUGGUGAAAUGUACAUCGUGGACGGUGAUGGUGGAAUGAACAACCGCCUCAUCAAGCUGUCUAAAGAGCAGGAAGUGUUGUGGAUACACGGAGAGAAAGGACAAGGCCUGGCUCAGUUCUACAUCCCCCACAGCGUGACUGUUGACAAUGCCCAAAGGGUGUGGGUGGCCGACAGGGGCAACAAGAGGAUCCAGGUCUUUAACUCCAUCACUGGGGAAUGGCUAGGCACAUGGGGGAGCUGCUUUACAGAAGAUGCCCCCUACUCAGUACGCCUGACCCCAGACAAGAAGUACUUUGUUGUUGUCCAGCUCAACACCAAUCAGAUUUCGCUACUGGAUGCACCACCAGUGGGUUUAAUUGGCCAGUGCAGAGUGGUGAGUGUGAUCCAGUUGGCUGAUGAUGUGAAGCCCCACCUGGUAGACCUUGACCUAAAGACUGGGGCCCUGUAUGUGGCUGAGAUUGGAGCCCAGCAGGCUCAGAAAUUCACCCCCUUCAGUCUGCGUGGCGGUUUCCUGUAGAGCCACACUGGGCUUUAGGGAAGAAUGGAACUGGAAUGAUUAAUCAAUGAUCCAAUCAUAUGCAUAACCAAUUACUUAAAAACAGACAGAAAAUGUUCACAUGUAUUAUUAUGUAAUUUUGCAAUAAUGCAAUCCAGAAACCCUACAGAUAAGGUAUCUAAGGUUAAGACAAUUUACGUUUUUUUAUAAUACUAGUUUGCCCAGCCCCAGAAGAUGCUUCAAAACGUUAUGGAUGUUUUGACAGUGCAGACGGUCACUGCCAUUUGUCCCCAUAUGCCCACCGCAUACCUGGACUACGAUGGGUUUUGUUGUACUUGGGUGGUGUGCACAUGUAGAACGCGUGAAUAACGAGUGAGUAACAAUAGGUAAUAAAAAUCUAUCUAACUUAA